CAGAAAUUAAUGGCCAUGAGUUCGUAUAUGGUGAACUCUAAGUAUGUGGAUCCCAAAUUUCCUCCUUGCGAGGAAUAUUUGCAGAACAGCUACCUAGCCGAGCAGGGGGCCGAGUAUUACAGUGCCUCGCAGGGCUCCGAUUUCCAGCAUCAGGGGCUCUACCCACGGUCAAACUACAGCGAACAGCCCUUUAGCUGUAGCAAUGCCCAAGGCUCCGCCGUGCAGCCGCGGGGUCAUGGACAGGAGCAAUCCGGCCCACCGAGCCACUUCCCCGGUCAAGCAGAGCAUUGUCCACCGCCUCCAAUGUCCAACUCACGAGCCUGCGGCCAGCAGCCAGCCCUCAAAGCCCCAAACGGGUCAGCAGUUAAGCAGCCAGCAGUAGUUUAUCCCUGGAUGAAGAAAGUCCAUGUUAACUCGGUGAACCCCAAUUACAGCGGAGGGGAACCUAAGCGCUCCCGAACAGCUUACACCAGACAGCAAGUCCUAGAACUGGAAAAAGAAUUUCAUUUUAACAGGUACCUGACCAGGCGCCGCCGUAUCGAGAUAGCCCACACUUUGUGUCUCUCUGAGCGCCAGAUCAAGAUCUGGUUUCAGAACAGAAGAAUGAAGUGGAAAAAAGACCACAAACUGCCCAACACUAAGGGCAGGUCUUCCUCCUCUGGUUCAAACCCACAUUUACAGACUGUUCCCAAGGACCAUCAGACUGACUUGACAACUUUAUAGAAGAGGUGAAAUUUUCCAUUUCAUCCUUCGAUUCUGACCAGUACUGUACAUAACUGACACUAUCCAAGCAGAACCUGCAUGUAGCAGC
Cygnus atratus (black swan) is the source of this 811-nucleotide messenger RNA. RefSeq names its product homeobox D4 (gene HOXD4). Lineage: Eukaryota; Metazoa; Chordata; Aves; Anseriformes; Anatidae. Gene Ontology annotation, molecular function: DNA-binding transcription factor activity, RNA polymerase II-specific; RNA polymerase II cis-regulatory region sequence-specific DNA binding. Gene Ontology annotation, cellular component: nucleus. Bases 10 to 723 code for a protein of 237 amino acids. The record is from RefSeq and is a predicted model, not a curated record. Gene Ontology annotation, biological process: anterior/posterior pattern specification; embryonic skeletal system morphogenesis; regulation of transcription by RNA polymerase II. The transcript is spliced from 2 exons.